AUGAUGGGUAUUGCUAUAGAUAUUGUAUGGGCAGCUACUAUCAUCGUGCAAUUCAUAAUUGGGAAUGUUGCAAAUGGAUUCAUAGCAUUGGUGAACAUCAUAGACUGGGUGAAGAGAAGAAAAAUCUCUUUAAUGGAUAAGAUCAUUACUGCUUUAGCAAUCUCUAGAAUAGAUCUGCUGUGGUCUACAUUCUUAAUUACACUAAUAUCUUCACUGGAUCCAGAUAUAAAAAUGGCUGUGAAAAUCAUUAGAAUAAACAAUAACACCUGGAUUAUUGCAAAUCAUUUCAGCAUUUGGCUUGCUACAUGUCUCAGCAUCUUUUAUUUUCUCAAGAUAGCCAAUUUUUCUAACUAUAUUUUUCUCUACUUAAGGUGGAGAUUUAAAAAGGUGGUUUUGGUGACAUUGCUAAUCUCUCUUAUCUUCCUGCUUUUGAAUAUUUUACUGAUGAACAUACAUAUUGAUAUCUGGAGUGAUGCAUCCAAAAGGAACCUUUCUUUUAGUGUCAGGUCAAAUAAUUGCACUCAAUUUUUCAGACUUGUCCUUUUAAUCAACACAAUGUUCACAUCCAUCCCCUUUACUCUGUCCCUGUUGGCUUUUCUGCUUCUCAUCUUCUCCCUGUGGAGACACUUAAAGACCAUGCAGUGCCAUGCUAAAGGCUCCAAAGAUCCCAGCACAGCUGCACACAUAAAGGCCUUACACAUGGUAGUGGCCUUUCUCCUGUUCUAUACAGUUUUCUUUUUGUCUCUUGCCAUACAAUUUUGGACCUCUGAGUCUCAAGAGAAAAGCAACCUGUUUUAUGCCACAAUUAUCAUUACUUUCCCUUCAGUCCAUUCAUGCAUCCUGAUUCUGAGAAACAGCAAGCUGAGGCGGGCAUCUCUUUUGGUGCUGUGGUGGCUGCUCUGCAAGUCCAAAGAUGUACAGACUUUGGUUCCCUGAA
Molecule: messenger RNA, 937 nt
Organism: Mus pahari (shrew mouse)
Lineage: Eukaryota; Metazoa; Chordata; Mammalia; Rodentia; Muridae
Product: taste receptor type 2 member 125
Exons: 1
Coding region: 1-936 (311 amino acids)
Biological process (GO): sensory perception of taste; G protein-coupled receptor signaling pathway; detection of chemical stimulus involved in sensory perception of bitter taste
Cellular component (GO): membrane
Molecular function (GO): bitter taste receptor activity; G protein-coupled receptor activity
Source: RefSeq, a predicted model, not a curated record